Molecule: messenger RNA, 1050 nt
Organism: Trichomycterus rosablanca
Lineage: Eukaryota; Metazoa; Chordata; Actinopteri; Siluriformes; Trichomycteridae
Product: proteinase-activated receptor 1-like
Exons: 1
Coding region: 58-1050 (330 amino acids)
Biological process (GO): G protein-coupled receptor signaling pathway
Cellular component (GO): plasma membrane
Molecular function (GO): G protein-coupled receptor activity
Source: RefSeq, a predicted model, not a curated record
AAUUUGGCAUCUCUUUGUUCUCUUGUGCAGGAGUUUUAUGAAGCUUUAUCCUGUAAUAUGACUGCUCCUGGUCAGGGUGCAAUGCAAAUCGUCCAGCUCUACCUGAUGCCAUUUGUCUACAUGGCAGUGAUAGUGCUUGGCGUGCCCCUUAACGUCUUCUCCCUUUGGGUUUUUUCUCGCCGACUGGCUCAAAGGAACCGCAGCAGCCUUUUCCUCCACAACCUGGCCAUGGCUGACAUCUCCUGGCUUCUGGCUUUGCCCUUCAUCAUCAACUUUCACCUUUCUGGGAUGGAAUGGUCACUGGGGCAAUUGUUUUGCUGGCUACUCCGUAUGUUCUACCAUACCUAUUUCUACCUCAGCAUUUUCUUCGUGACAUGCGUGAGUGUAGACCGCUACUUGGCCAUCGUUCAUCCUCUUCGUUCUACAACCCUUCUCACUCGUCAGCGUGCCAUUACGUUAUGUAUCAUUCUCUGGGUGGUAGCCAUAGCGAUGAGCAUCCCAGUGGCAAAGCUGAAUACCACCUUGAAAUGUCAGGGAGGCAACAAGACUGUGUGCACCAUGUACGUCCUCAUUUUUACCAGCGUGCAGCAAGGUUUGCCAUAUUCCCUGUUCUGUACUUGCAUCGGAUACCUGUUUCCAUUAACAGUAUUAAGCUACUGUUAUAUACGCAGUGUGUGCUAUCUGCGCAGCCGGGUAGACCCACGACUCAGAGGGCUGGCCUGUGAGUUCAACGCAGCCAUGGUCAUGUUUGGACUUUUUUACUUACCAUAUCAUGUGAGCAGAAACUUGGCUCUUGCAAUGCCAGUCCUAGCGCCAGAGAAUCCAACAGCUUGGGAGACUGCCGACUUAAUGUUUUGUCUUGAAGUGUGUGUUUGCAGUCUUACCUCCUGUACCAACCCCCUUUUCAGCUGCUUUGUGGGGAGAACAUUUCGAAGAGACAUGUGGGCGACUUUCAAAAUGCUGUGGAAGAAGCAUAGAGUGGAACCUGCUGGGAGGAAACUGGAGAGAAGUGAGAUGGGCACAACAGAAGUGAAUGGCAUUGCCAAUUAG